UUUCAGUACAGACUCCAUUAGUUCGCACAUUAGGAUGAGUUAGUCGAAUUAUGUAAUUAAAUAAAGUAAUUCAAUAAGCCAGCGAAUUAAUAACAAUUAUUCGGUUUGGCCGGUCUCGAUAAAUGUCUAGUUGGAUUGCGCACGCGCUUUGUAAAAAUGUGUACGUGAAUAAAUAUCGACGAAUAAAACUGUAAUUAUUGUGAUUAAUUAGAAUUUAUAUGUACAUAUUUUUAGUUUAAAUUUUGCGUUCGUGUUUUGCUAUGGACCAGAAUAAGGAUGGCAUCAACGGUGGUUUAAACGGUACGACUAGAAGCUACGAAGCGAAAAGCCAAGCUGCAGUCAACUAUAACGCGGCUCCUGGGUCCUACGAAAACAAUCACAAUCUGUUCCAGAUGAUAAAGUGCCACGAAGACAGCCUCAUACGUCUACACCAACUGACGGCUGGACGCCAAAUGAAUGGAUCUUAUGAACCGACAUAUCAAAAUGACUUGACGUGGUACCCAAAAGACCUACAGCGCCAAUUCAUCAAACCUGUAGAUUACUUAGCCUACGAAGACAUGCGACGGAAAUACGAAGAAGGAAAAAAUGGAAAAGAGAAGGAGUUGCAGAAAGAAUGCGAUGAAAAUAAGGACGGGAAAUCAGACGAGAGGAAAAAGCCGAGAAGAAACCGAACCACUUUUACUAGCCAGCAAUUGGCUGCCUUAGAAAAAGUGUUUGAAAAAACGCACUAUCCCGAUGCUUUUGUUAGGGAAGAUUUAGCAGCGAGAGUCAGUUUAACAGAAGCAAGAGUGCAAGUGUGGUUUCAGAACCGUCGUGCGAAGUUCCGAAGAAACGAAAGAUCAGCCCUCUCAAAUCACCGGAGUUCAACCAGUCAGAAUUCACCAGAGCCUAUGGCUGUUCCAAUCGGCAUUCCUCAUCAACCAGACCCGAGACAAGAAUUCGCCCGAAAUAAAGAACCGUGGCUACAUCAUUUUCAAACUAACAAUUUGAAUUUAAAUUUAGGACUGCCAAUAACGAAUACAGGACUGUAUCAGAACGAUUAUUCUUUGAUGAUGCAGAACGUUGGUAACAGACCAUACGUGCCCAACACAAAUGGGUUUAUGGGCCAAAGUGUUGUAGGUUAUAGCGGAGGCGAAAAUGCAUACAGUUCAUGCGGUAUUAUCGGGGGCUAUAAUGGAUCGUUGUCUUCAUCGCACAGUUCAUACAAUUUGAAUUUAAGAUUGAGACCACACGAUUUCAGCAUAAAUAAUUUGACUUUGUGAUAAAAACAAGACUGAAAUUAUAAACUAAACACACUACGUUUACAACAUGAGACUCUCAUGACGUGACUGCUGUUGGAAAGUCAAAAUGCAAAAGAUCGAAAUAAUCUAAAUUUGGCCGAUCUUUAUUAGCUAGCUAUGCCACGAUCUUGCCGUGUAGUUUCAGGAUAACGCAAAAAAUCUAAUAAUCAUAACUGUGGUUAAUAUUGUUAAAAUACAAUAUGUGCGUGUAUGUUGCUAGUGAAUAUUAUCAAACAGUUUACCUGUUACUUUUUUAAUAUUUGUGAUCAUAAAAUGGCUAUUCAAUAGGUACCUAUAGGCUAGGUUUUAUUAAAUAUUGCAUAACAGAAUUGAGGUAAGCAACUUAAAGUUAAUAUACCAGGAUGAUUCAAAUACAAUCAAUACUAUCUUUUUUUUGUUCCUUACUAUGCUGAUAGCCUUGAGAGGCUAUUUCAGCUUCGCCCUAACAUGUAGUAGUAUAGGUGAG
This is a messenger RNA of Bombyx mandarina (wild silkworm), 1746 nucleotides long. RefSeq lists its product as uncharacterized. The record is from RefSeq and is a predicted model, not a curated record. Gene Ontology annotation, biological process: regulation of transcription by RNA polymerase II. Gene Ontology annotation, molecular function: RNA polymerase II transcription regulatory region sequence-specific DNA binding; DNA-binding transcription factor activity, RNA polymerase II-specific. NCBI's taxonomy places the organism in Eukaryota, Metazoa, Arthropoda, Insecta, Lepidoptera, Bombycidae.